This is a messenger RNA of Ostrea edulis (European flat oyster), 1285 nucleotides long. Its product is annotated as leucine carboxyl methyltransferase 1-like. The record is from RefSeq and is a predicted model, not a curated record. Gene Ontology annotation, biological process: C-terminal protein methylation. Gene Ontology annotation, cellular component: cytosol. Lineage: Eukaryota; Metazoa; Mollusca; Bivalvia; Ostreida; Ostreidae. Gene Ontology annotation, molecular function: protein C-terminal leucine carboxyl O-methyltransferase activity. Bases 93 to 1037 code for a protein of 314 amino acids. The transcript is spliced from 6 exons.
CUUUCCGAGAGUUUCGAGAGAUGUAAACUGUCAUGGUGGCCAAUGUGUUGUUUUUCAAAGUAAAUUGAGAACACUUUCUACAUUUCCUCGUUAUGGCUAGUGAUGAUGGUGUCAUUUUAACAAACGACGAUGCAGCACAGUGUAAACGUUUCGCAGUAGAGAAGAAGUACUGGGAAGAUCGCUACAUUUCUCUGAUGACGCCAAGGAGCUCCGCGAAACAUGCGCCCGAGAUCAGUAGAGGGUACUAUUCCAGGGUGACAGCCAUGCGUUUGCUGCUACACAAAUUCUUGAAGUUGACGGGUAACAACUGUCAAGUUGUCAAUCUCGGUGCGGGAUCCGAUACAAAUUACUGGUUGCUAAAGGAUUUGAAUUUGAUACCAAAGUCCUUCAUUGAGUUAGAUUUCCAGUCAGUGACAGCAAGGAAAGUCAGCCAAAUAAAACGACAUGAUGUACUGCUCCAAACCAUUGCAUCAGAAGAGGAUGAUAUAAGGCUUAGCAAGUCAGAAAUCCAUGGAACCAAUUACCACCUGGUAAACGCGGAUCUGUCAGUUUUGUCACAAGUGGAGAAGAAGCUGCAUGAAUCCGGGAUCGAUAAGAGUCUACCCACCAUAUUCCUGGCAGAAUGCGUCCUGGUGUACAUUGACAGCAGUAAAAGCACAGAAUUAUUGAAAUGGAUCGCUCACCAGUUUCCUACAGCCUUGUUUGUCAAUUAUGAACAGGUAAACAUGGCAGAUCGGUUUGGUGACAUAAUGAUAGAAAACUUGAAGUCUCGAGAUUGCUUUCUAGCAGGAGUGGAUGCUUGUAAAACUUUAGAGACACAAAGACACAGGUUUCUAGAUGUUGGCUGGGAGGGUGCUGAUGCAAUGGACAUGCUACAAGUCUACAAAUGUCUGCCACAGGCUGAUGUUCAGAGGAUAGAGAAACUAGAGUUCAUGGAUGAAAAAGAACUGUUAGAACAGCUUUUAAGUCAUUACUGCCUAGUCUGGGCCUGGAAGGACCCGAACAACUUAGGAUUAGCCGAUCUUGAUGUCACAUGAUCAAAAGAAGGGGAAUAACUCUGUGUCCUUACCAGCCAACCCCACGUUUACGCCGCUUCAUGAAAUCCUACAAUGAUUUUUACACAGCUUCGUGUCUUAUUUACAUAUUUAUACAGAGUGUAUGUACGUUGUUGCCGGCUGCUGUGUUGUGAUUUCGGAUUAUAUUCAAGACUUGUUGAUAAUGUAAUGUGGUACGCUGCUUUUAACAUUAUGUUCAGACGAAUACAAAGUAAAUUGUUGUUGCUCGG